Molecule: messenger RNA, 1949 nt
Organism: Hevea brasiliensis (rubber tree)
Lineage: Eukaryota; Viridiplantae; Streptophyta; Magnoliopsida; Malpighiales; Euphorbiaceae
Product: probable membrane-associated kinase regulator 2
Exons: 2
Coding region: 243-1595 (450 amino acids)
Cellular component (GO): plasma membrane
Source: RefSeq, a predicted model, not a curated record
UAGACAAAAUAAAAGCCAGAGCUCUCUUUCUUCUGUGGGAAAAAAAGCUUACCCCUCUCUGCUUACUUUGUCACCCCAUUUUCAGUAGUACCCUCCUGCAACUCCCAUUCUACUGAGUACCCCUCAAAUCAAUACCAACCCCUCUUUCCUUCCUUGCCCUUGCUGCUCUGUAUCUUUCUAACAUCAACUCAUAUUAAUUUUUACCUUUUCUACUGCAUUAUUCUGGGCUGGCUCUCCCAACCAUGGAAGCUUUUAGCUUGCUCAAAUACUGGAGGGGCGGCGGCGGUGGUGUCGUUGUUGGCGCUAGAGAUUCCGGUGUUAACUCACGCUCCACUACUAUCCUCACUACCGUCGCCCAGAACGCUGUUGAAACCGACGAUGAUGAUGACGAUGACGGUCCCUUUUUUGACUUAGAGUUCGCUGUACCUGACGACGAGGAAGGAGAAGAAGACAGAGAUGAGAAGAAAGUAAUUAAUGGAGACAUUUCUGAGGAGGAUAACGACGACGACGAUGGGGAAGAUACAGACGGGGAGACGGAGUUCAACUUCACUCUCUCUUCUGGUUCUAGCAACGACCGUAUGGAUCAAAAUCUUACACUUUCACCUUCUGAUGAUUUGUUUUUCAAAGGGAGACUUGUGCCUAUCGAGCCCUCCUCCCUGGUUCUCAAUGGCUUAGAGCCUAGUUCGAAGCCUCAGUUCCCUGUUUCUUUCUUGAAAUCAGCCACCAAGUUAAGAGUGUUCAUGUUGGGGUUCAAGAAGUCAAAAAUGAACGCAACGGAGAAAGCCGCCGAGGUUAAUGAAUCUGCUGCUUCUCCUACUCCCAAACAGCAACAACAGAAACAGGAAGAGAAAGAAGAGGAGGCCACCAAACAGAGCAAGUUCUUCACCGUCAAGUUCAAGGUCGAGGAGGUUCCUCUAGUUUCUUUCUUCACUAAAGAGAACAGUAAAAGCGUCAAGUCCUCGCGGAAGGAGAAUAAUACAGAGGAAAAAGCCGCCUCCUCCGCUUCAGAUGAGAAGCGGUUUUCGAAAGAGGUAAUGCAGAGAUACUUGAAGAAGGUGAAGCCUCUUUACAUUCGCGUUUCGAAACGGUACGCAGAGAAACUGAGAUUCUCUGGCCAACUGAGCUUAGGCUCUGGACUGAAAGCAUCUUCUCCUUCUCCGCCGCCGCCUUCCACGGUAUCUUCAGCGCAGAAAUCUUCACCGUCGAAAUCAACGACGUCAGCCGAGAAGAGCCAACCGGAGACUGAAAUUGGAGAAGCGCCUCAAGUGAGCAAUGCGAGAAGCGUGAAACAAGGAAACUUGCCAGCGGGGCUGAGAAUUGUGUGUAAACAUUUAGGGAAAAGUCGUUCAGCGUCUUCUGCGGUGGCGGCGGCUCCUUCAGCUCAGAUAAUGUCAAGGAGGAGAGAUGAUUCGCUGUUGCAGCAGCAGGAUGGGAUCCAGAGCGCCAUUCUGCACUGCAAAAGAUCAUUCAAUGCCUCUAGAGAUUCGGAUUCCUCCAUGCUAUCAAGAUCAGUGAGCGAUCCCUCGCACGAGAAAUCUCUUGAAUUGACGAGGAAAUCUUCAGAUGAAGGAAAAUUUCCGCGCUCUGAGAAUUGAACCAUCCUAAAAUGAAGGGCGGGAAAAUGGGUCUGUUUAAUCAGAGUUGUGUGUGCUUAGAAAUGAUUCUCUCUAGGAAUUAUAUUAUCUUUUAUCAUUUUCUCAGUCCAUGAUUUUCGAUCCUGUUCUGUAAAUGUGUUUAUUUUUAGUUUAGAGGAAUUUUGGUUAGGAUAAGUAAAAGAAGAGAUGUUUGGUGUUUAAGGCAGGAAGCUCAGUACCUGAUUUUUAGUUUACUACUGUCUAUAAAAGCUUCAUCUUUCUACUCCAAAUCUGAAAGAAGUAGAGAAGAAGAAUCCCUGGAUGUUUAUAUCUAUGAAUAAAAAUUUUACAUAAAACAGUAAUUUUCCUGUUCAA